AUGAAAAGUAUUUUGGAUUUCUACGGUAGAGUAGCCUCUGACGAACACCCAGUAGUGGCAUACACCUUCUUUGUUUCUGCAAUUCUACUCUUUAUCUACACGAGUGUUUUCCUUACAUACACAUAUUUAUUCAGAGAACUAGACAGAAUUUCAGCGAAAGCGCAGCUGCCAACCCUUGGGUGCAAGACUCUGCUGCUUGUCUUUGCUCUUCUAUACUCGCCAGUGUUCACUGUGCACAGAGACAUAAAAAUAAGAGAAGCAGUGUGGCACAACACAGCACUGCUAAGCCUUACGGUCUUUUCUGGUAUCUGUAUACUCUUUAAGCCCAAAAAGGAAAGAGUCUGUUUAAGCAGCACAAGACACACUAUUUUCUUCCAGAGCCUUGGCACUCUUUCUUCUCCUCUUCUAGGAGUGUACUACAUACUCAGCUCGUACGGCAGCACGUUUCUCUUUACAAUUUACGCCUUCUACAGUGUUAUAUUCAUCCAAAAGGGAAAAAACAACGAUAUCCAAGUAUUUCCUGCAGAAGAUGACCGACAGACAGUUUUAAAGACUGUUUUUGACAAUGUGCUGGUUGGAUCAGAAGAGAGAAACAGAAGGCCUUGGCUGAGCAUACUUACCUCCUCGCUGGCAAUGGGCAAUUUAGUGUACUACACUUUUCUUGAGAAAAGGUAUCCUUCGCAAAUACUGUGCAUAGUUCUCUUUUGCCUCGGGGCUUCUGUUUCGCUAAAAAGUAAAAAGCAUAAGUGGUUUAAAAAUGCGUACACUUUUUUAUGCACGUGUAUUCUUCUUAAAAGUAUUUCAGAGAAAUUUUAUAUGCUGCUUCUCUCUACCUCUCCUGGGAUGAUCAACACUCCCGCAGGGUACAUAAUGCUCAACACCCUCCGACUGGCAUUUCCUGUUCUCGUGGUAGUAUCCACAGGAGUGGGAAUGGGCAGGUACAAGUUGUGUUUCUCUUUGGCUAUUUCGAUCACUAUACACAUUUUCCUGUUUCAGAAAGCCCUGAUAAUGCUUUUAAGAGAAGAAGUGUACCAGCUAGUUCUGCUGGAUAGAACCACGAUGUACUCACUGGUGUUUACAAUUAUUUCAACAAUGCUGCUAUUUAUUAACAAUGAAAUCAGAUCAGGCCUUUUUGAGACUGAGGUAGGCGUUCUUCUCAUCGUGCUUUUCCUCCUGUACAUCAUGUGUCUCCUGGGGCACUCAACUCCAUCUAAGUUCAACAUAAAUGAAUAG
Messenger RNA from Nematocida minor, 1233 nucleotides. RefSeq lists its product as uncharacterized. The record is from RefSeq and is a predicted model, not a curated record. The transcript has a single exon. NCBI's taxonomy places the organism in Eukaryota, Fungi, Microsporidia. The coding region runs from base 1 to 1233 and encodes 410 amino acids.